Messenger RNA from Diceros bicornis minor, 3253 nucleotides. RefSeq names its product FAM111 trypsin like peptidase A (gene FAM111A). The transcript is spliced from 4 exons. Lineage: Eukaryota; Metazoa; Chordata; Mammalia; Perissodactyla; Rhinocerotidae. Bases 354 to 2186 code for a protein of 610 amino acids. The record is from RefSeq and is a predicted model, not a curated record.
GGGCCUUUCCUUCCACUAUUGGGCGGGACGGGUCCGCACUCAACUUUUCCCGCGCUCUACUGGGGGGGGCAAGAGCGCGGCCAAUCGGCUUCUGCAGUAGAGAAUAGACAAUGAGAGUAUCCAAUGAGCGUAGACAGACUUCACGAUCUCUCUUGUCAUUGACCAAAUGCACCAUUCUCUGGGGAGCUGCGCCAGAGCAGGGGAUUCUCGGCGGAAGCGAAAGGUUCCCCCGCAUUUGCAAGUGCAGGCGAGAGACGGCUCGAUUUGGGACAGAAUCUCCUUUUAGGUUCUCUGCUGUUUAAGAAAUAUCCCUGUGUGUUUCAGCUGAACUGUCUGUUCAUCUUCAAGUCAUCAUGAGCCCUAAGAAGCGCAGGUCACAGAAGGUCGCAUUUGAUGAAAAGAGUAAUAUGAAAAUUGAUCACUAUUUUUCUCAGGUCAAUAAAAAAGAACAGAAUAAUUCCAGUAUGUCUCAAACAAAGACAGGCUCUAGAAAAGGUCCAAAAGAUAUAACUAACACCCAGGCUCAAGAACCCAAAGACCAGACUACACCCCUAAAUAAGACAAUUAACGUUACCUUGGGUGUAAAUCACAAGAAAAACCAAAAAAGGAAACUCGUGCUCAUACAUAAUGAGAAGGAUAGCUUAUACUCGGCACUCAACACUCUUAAGGCUGUCAAAGAAGAGAUAGAAACUCAUCAAGGCAAAGAAGUGCUGGUGCAUGGCAUAGAAGGAAUUGAAGGAUAUAUAAACCUUGGAAUGCCUCUCAGUUGUUUUCCUGAAAACUGUCACGUGGUAAUUACAUUUGCCCAAAGUAAAAGUAAGGAGGAAGAAGGGAACCAGGUAUUUGGACGCCAUGACGAGGCAUCUGCUGACUGUGUCAAAUUUUAUAUUCAUGCAAUUGGGAAGAGGAAAAAAACAAUUGUCAAACGCAGGGAACUUCACAAAGAAGGGUACAAACUCUGUGUCUAUGCUUUCAAAGGAGAAACCAUUAAGGAUGCUCUAUGCAAGGAUGGCAGAUUUCUUUCCUUUCUGGAGAAUGAUGAUUGGAAACUCAUUAAAAACCUGGACUCUGUUUUAGAAAACACACAGCCUGUUGAUGAUCUAGAGGGCCAGCUCUUUCAGGUCGAGGUUGAGAAGGGAAUGGGCUCCAGGGCAGCAGCUGCUCAGAGGCCUGAGUCAGAGAAAAGAAACACUCGUCUGUUGAAUGAAGAAAUUGUGGACCAGUACCCCAGUUUGAGAAGAGAAAGUGAAAAAAUCAGAGAAAACUUUGAGAAAGAAAUAAAAAAAAGAAAGAGCAAAAAGAAAACUUCAUUAUUUAAAUGGCAUGAAACAAACUUUGGAAAACUGACAAAAAACUCCACUCCGGUUAAAGUACACAAAUUUCUUUCUCGGCUCAGUGACUCAGUUGGGUACGUAUCCUGGGACAACAAUGGAAAUGCAGGUUCUGCCACGUGCUUUGUUUUUCAAGGGUUGUUCAUUUUCACUUGUCGGCAUGUAAUAAAUGACAUUGUGGGAAAGGGGAUAGAUCAAAGUAAGUGGGCAGACAUAAUUGGUCAAUGUGUGAGAGUGACAUUUGCUUAUGAAGACCUGCAAGAAAAAGAAGGUAAAAUUUGCUUUUUCGUUGAACCGUGGUUUAAGAUAUCUGAUGUAACUCUUGAUUAUGCUAUUCUGAAACUGAAGGAAAAUGGACAACAGGUACCUUUGGGACUAUACAAUGGAAUUGCUCCUGUACCACUUAGUGGGUUGGUAUAUAUUAUUGGCCAUCCAAAUGGAGAUGCAAAGUCUACUGAUGCCUGUGCUGUGAUCUCUCAGGGUCAGCGAGAAGAAAAAUGUCGAGAACAUUUUCAGGCUAGAGAAGCAGAGGGUUGCGAUUAUGUUAUGCAGUAUAUCCAUAUGUUCACUCAAAGAAGUUUCCAGGAAGUACUUCACAACCCUGAUGUGAUUACCUAUAACACCACUUUUUUCUUUGGGGCUUCUGGCUCCCCAGUGUUUGAUUCAAAAGGUUCGCUGGUGGCCAUGCAUACUGCUGGCUUUGCUUAUGCAUAUCAAAGCAAGUUUUCCAGUGUGAUUGAGUUUGCCUCUACUCUGGAAUCCAUCCUCCUUGAUAUUAAGCGAAAUCAUGGAGCAUGGUAUGAAAAAGUAUGUAUAAAUCAGCAAGAUGUAGAAAUGGUGAGUGAUGAGGAUUGAGGACAGUGGGAAUUUAGUCUGUUUACUGGCUUUAAGAGAAUUGCCUAUGGCAUUGUUAUUCCAUAGGCAAUGGUGACAGUUUUCUAAAUUCCAAAUGGUCAGUUUCCUCAAAAAUGAUAAUAAUUCUUGGUCACUUCCUAGGUGCCAAGCAUUUUCCUAAGCACAUGAAGAAACUAGUCCUAACAGCUCUAUGAGGUGGACUGUUGUCUCUAUUUUAAAGUCAAGCAAUGUGAAGAAUGAUAAGAUUAAGUAAUAAUAAGUUUUAUGAUACUAAAAAUAGUGUAACCAUUGAUUUUUUCUCAUCUUCCGUAUCUUCCCGUCAGUUCCAUUGCUUGAAGGCAGGAUCUGAAUGAGAUGAUUUCUUCAUUAUUCAAUAAUUCAUCUCAUUAUUCCCAAUGUCUGACACAUGGAAAGUACGUGUUUAGAAAAUGUGUGGGUCGUGACUUGCAAAACUUAAGGAUACGAUUAAUCUUCACUGAGGAACUAAAUCCUUGGUUAGAAAUGAUCUCAAAUAAAAUCAUAAUUGUUCAUUUGUACCGGGAUAGGAAAUAACUUUAUCACCUAGAGUACUGUGUUUAUGAGCAGUUUCUUUUGCCUUUCAUCCUACAGACUUGUUCCCAAAGUUACUUAGAUCAACCUCCUUUCCCUCACCUCCUUCCGUGAGGUUAUUUCAUAUAUUUUUUAGUACUGUUAAGAUUUUCUUGUCACAGCCAGCAUUCUUUCCUUUGAUCCCUUGACCUCCUAAAUGAUUUUUUAAAUUUGCAUACAUUAAGAUUCACUCUUCAUGCUGUAAAUUCUUUGGGUUUUGACAAGUGCAUAAUGUCAUGUGUCCAUCAUUACAAUAUUAUCCAGAAUCAUUUCACCACCCUAAAAUUCCCCUGUGCUUUGCCCACUCAUCCCUCCUCUCUCCCCUGAACCCCUGGUGACCACUGAUCUUUUUACUGCCCUUAUACUUUUGCCUUUUCCAGAAUGUCAUAGACGUGGAAUCAUAUACUAAGUAGCCUUUUCAGGUUGAUUUCUUUCACUCAGCAAUGUGCAAUUAAAGUUCCUCUGUGUCUUUUCAUGGA